Messenger RNA from Tetrahymena thermophila SB210, 1767 nucleotides. RefSeq names its product MFS transporter. Gene Ontology annotation, molecular function: carbohydrate:proton symporter activity. The record is from RefSeq and is a predicted model, not a curated record. Gene Ontology annotation, biological process: transmembrane transport; carbohydrate transport. Lineage: Eukaryota; Ciliophora; Oligohymenophorea; Hymenostomatida; Tetrahymenidae. Gene Ontology annotation, cellular component: membrane. The transcript is spliced from 5 exons.
AUGUAAGAUAGUAAUUUGCCUCGUAUAAACAGUUAACAAAAAAGUACUCAUCAAGAAGUAAAAACUGAAAAUAUCCACAGAGAUUAGGUUUAUUAAAUUGAGUUAGGAGAUCCAAAAAACUAAUAGAAUGUCCAAGUAAAUUAAUCACAGGAUAGCUACUAAAACAACAAAAAAAUAAAAAAUCAAAGUGAAUUAGCAAGUGUAUAGAUUACAACAAACUAAAAUAUUAAUGAACUUAAAGGCUUUUACAAGGAUGAAAAUCAUGAUCAUCACAAUGAAAUAGCUACAACUAAUGGAGAAACAAUUAACAAAUUAGAAGAAUCAAAUAAAGCUCCUUAUACAACUCAAAUUUUGAAAAAUAAAUUGAUGUUCUGGUUUAUGGUGAACCACGCAGCAUUUACUGAUUUUUUGUUAGCAUAUAAUAUGGGUUUAUUCAACACAUUGUCUGACCACAUGAAUUAUAUUUAUGGCUGGACUGAUGAUGAAAAAACCUUGUAAUAUUCUUUGAUUAACUCACUCCCUUAAGCUGUUGCUGCUAUUGUUUCACUCUUUGCAGGUGGGUGGGCUGCUCGCUUUGGUCGUAGAAAAAUGCUUAUAAUACUCUUUAUAGUAGCCUUGGUAGGAAAUGCAAUCACCCUCAUUGCAAAUACAGGUGCUCUGCUAAUAGGACGUAUCAUAGUUGGUUUAAGCUUUGGAGGAUGGUCUUCUAUAGGACCUCUUUACUCGAUUGAAAUAGCAUGUAAGCAGUACAAGGGUAUUAGUGGUAUCAUAUACUCUUAGUAUUUUGGUUUUGGUAUACUGACUGCUUUCUUAGUUGGGUAUGGCUUACCAAGUGAUGCUAAAGAGAGUGCAACAAACAGCUACUGGAGAUUAAUGUACGGAUUGCCAAUCAUAUUUUGCUUAAUCUCUAUAGCUAUAUUUUUAAUAUUUUUCAGAGAUGAAACUGCUCCUUAUCUUUAUCUUCAUGACAAGAAUGAACCAAAAACAAAAGCUGUUUUAAACAGAGUUUAUACUGAAGCAGUAGCUCAAGAAGAAUUUAGCGAUUUAAAUAAUUUCUCUAAAUAAGCUAGUAGUUAAAAUGUAGGAUGGAAGCAACUCUUUGGCCCUAAGUAUAAAAGCAGAAUUUUACUUGUUGUAAUGCUCACAAUAGGUUUCAGUUAUGUGGGGUGUAAUGCUAUCAACAUUUAUUCCUAUAAUAUUAUAUCAGAAUCUUAAGGAGCUAGUACUGCUUAGUUGUUUACAGCAAUAAUGCCUAUAGGUGAUAUUAUAGGUCCUUUAUUUGCUAUGCUUCUUAUAGAAAAAAUUGGAAGAAAAAACCUUUACCUCCAUGGACUCUUAGGAUGCAUGAUUACUCUAGUUGCAUUUAGUAUCACAGGAUGGAGCAGCUAUAAGCCUCUUCAAAAAUAUUUGAUUCUACUCUAUAAAUUCAUCUUUGCAACAUCUGUGGCACCUGUUCAUUGGAUUUAUCCAAGUGAGAUUUUACCUCCAGUUGGUGUUGGUUUCUUCGGAUUCGCCUAUUGGGUAGCAAGUUUAUCAACAGUUUAAUUCUUGCCUUACUUGCUAAAUUCUUCAGGAGCUGAAGUUACAAUUAUUGUUUUCCCAAUAGUAUCUUUCUUUGUAUUCAUCUAUAUGAUGAUUUAUAUGAAAGAAACUACUGGCAAGAAUAAAGAAUAAAUAGAAAAAAUGUUUAAUUAGUCUUCCAUUUAACAAUUCCAACUAGUUAAUUAAAAUUUACAUUCAUAAAACACAUUAGGAGAUAAUAAAUGA